Messenger RNA from Tachyglossus aculeatus (Australian echidna), 1428 nucleotides. Its product is annotated as olfactory receptor 14A16-like. The record is from RefSeq and is a predicted model, not a curated record. Gene Ontology annotation, molecular function: G protein-coupled receptor activity; odorant binding; olfactory receptor activity. Gene Ontology annotation, cellular component: membrane. NCBI's taxonomy places the organism in Eukaryota, Metazoa, Chordata, Mammalia, Monotremata, Tachyglossidae. Gene Ontology annotation, biological process: G protein-coupled receptor signaling pathway.
AUGAAAAUGGGAAACACCACCAAAGUGAGAGAAUUCUUCGUGCUGAGAUUCUCGGAGGUCCUGGAGCUGCAGCUGGUCCACGCAGCGCUGUUCCUCCUGGUUUACCUGGUGGCUCUGAUGGGGAAUCUCCUCAUCGUCGCCAUCAACGCCCUCGACCGGCGCCUCCACACCCCCAUGUACUUCUUCCUCAGGAACCUGUCCGUCCUCGACCUCUGCCUCGUCUCUGUCACCGUUCCCAAGUCCACCCACAACUCCCUGAUCAAUGGCAGCGCCAUCUCUCUAUGGGGUUGCGUGGCCCAGGUCAUUUUUGUGAUUUCGUUUGCUUUUUCGGAGUUGUCCCUCCUCAGGGCGAUUUCCUAUGGCUGUUACGCGGACAUCUGCCACUCCCUCUGCUACAAGGUCAUCAUGGACCGAUGGGCCUGUGGGAAGAUGUUCACGGCUUCGUGGCUCAGCGGGGGCCUGUUCGGGGCAAUGUACACAGCAGGGACAUUGACAAUGAGCUUCUGUGGCUCUACCUUGAUCCAGCAGUCCUUCUGCGACAUCCCCUCCUUACUGAAGAUCUCCUGUUCUGAAACUCACGUUGUCAUCGAUGUCAGCGUGGCCACUGCAUUUAGCUUGGCUUUCACCUCCUUCAUUUUCAUCUUUGUCUCAUACGUGCACAUUUUCGUGCUGAGAAUGCAGGCCGCCGAGGGCCGGGCCAAAGCCUUCUCCACCUGCCUGCCCCACCUCGUCGUUGCCACAAUCUUCUCGAUUGGAGCCGUUGCCUAUCUCAAGCCCGUGUCAGACUCCCCCACGACCCUGGACCUGCUGGUGUACAUGCUGUACAGCACGGUGCCCCUCGCCCUGAACCCCCUCAUCUACAGCCUGAGGAACCGGGACUUGAAGGCCGCCCUCGGGAGGGUCCUGCAGGGGCAUACAUUCCUCCAGAAUAAUGAUCCCCUCUUUUUGACCGACAUUUAUCCCCAGAAUGUUUGCAAACUCACUUCCAUCUGCUGCCCUCUGCGCUUCAACAGCAUCAUGGAACGAGAGGCCUGUGGAAAGUUGGCCGCCGUCUCCUGGCUUAGCGGAGGGCUUUUCGGGGCAAUGUAUUCAGCCGGGACGUUCAUAUUAAGCUUCUGUGAGUCCAACGUGAUCCAGCAGGUCUUCUGCGAUGUCCCUUCCUUACUGAAGAUCUCCUGUUCGGAAACGCUUGUUGUCGUUGACGUCAGCGUGGAUAUGGGUAUUGGCUUUGGUUUUGUCUCCAUCGUCGUCUUCUACAUCCUCAUCUUCUCAGCCGUGCUGAGGUUCCCGUCCAAUGAUAGUCAGGCCAAAGCCUUCUCCACCUGCCUGCCCCACCUCGCCGUGGUCACUGUUUUUCUCUCGACCGGAAGCUUCCCCCCCACGGUACUCAUACAAAUACUCGUGCUCUACUAUUUCUCCUACUCCUGA